AUCUAUUUGGAAAGUGUGAUCUUAACAAUUUCUAUUGUUUAUAUCGAAAUUGAACCAUUUAGCAAUAGUUAUUCUGUUUAUAUGUGGAAACGUUGAUACAGUUACUACUUUAUACAGCAGAGCUUGCAAUGAGUAUAUUGAAUGACAAAGUUUUACGUAAAAAAACAUUAUUACUGAAAACCGGAAGUAUUUUUUUUGUAAAAUAUCAACAAACUUACAGAGGUGAUAAAAUUAGAAAUUGUCAAAGUAUAUAUCAUGUGAAGAAGAUUCGAGGUUUCACUUUAGUAUUGGUCUAGUCUUGUACCCAAGGUUAUAAGUAUAGAAUGGCUUCUGAAUUACCCCUUGUCUCACGUGAACAGGCGUUUUUGGAAACAUACUUCCAGUGUCUUAGCCAGUUUGCAUAUGACAAAGCUAAGGAUUUAUCUGAGAAGGAACGUGAAAGCCAAAAAUCAAUCAACACUGGUCCUCUUUGGGUGCAACUUCUAGCUUCUCUCACUCAUCUGGCGAUAGCAGAGAAAUCAUAUGCUGGACUUAUGUUUCUUGGCCCUAAAUGGUUUAGCAGAAAAGAGAAUUUGCGUACAUCAUAUGGGAGCCUACUCGGUGAAUUGAGGCAGAUUGAAGUGAGUGGUUCUAAGCCUGAUAAAGACAGGGAUACCAUGGAUAGCUCAUUAACUCACCUGAUAUCUCACCUGUGUGGGCAGCUAGCACACUUCCUUACUGCAAGGUCAAAGUCAAUGGAGUUUUAUGAACAGAUGGCAACAAUGGGCAACAUGCGAGUCAUGAAUUAUGAUGACCUACUGAACGUUAUAACACACAUAAUACAGACCCACCAAAAGAACUUCCAUCAUCCUAUAUUAGCCCCUUUAAAGCAUAGCUUUAGUGUUGAGUGUGACAUCAUCACACAUCUGCUAACAGCGCAACUAGAAAUGUCUCAGUGUGAUUUUCUCUCUUCCCUACUACAUCUGAAUGAGGCCCAUACAAAACUAACAGACUGGACCCCUCUGGUGCCAGUCAAGGAGGUGAAGAAAACACUGGGGUUUGGUAGCAGUACUAAAAAUCCCAGCAACCCUGCACUCUAUCAGUGGCUCAGCAAAUACAAAGCAACUCUAGUCUCUAAGUUCAGUUUGUACUUUCACGAUGUAUUGAACAAACAACCAGGGAAGCAAUCUGCUGCGAUGGACAUGAAAACUAUCACAGCCAAGGCUUCCAUUGACUUCUAUGGAAAGAUUGUAACAUUCCAUAAAAAAUCUGAUGUCUUCAAUGUGUCUAUUAUCUUAGAUGUGAACGGGCUGGAGGGAAUAUACAAGGGGCCUGGAUACCAUCACCCUGACAGAAUCAUGGAGUCUCCCCGGGGCUUAGACAGCUAUCCUGCUGUAUUCUCAUAUCCUAAUGAACGUCCACUCAGUCACUGGCCCAAUGUCUUGAUGAUUAUGAAUGAAAAAUCAGCUGAUCUCAACACAUUUGAUAAAAUCGUAUGGUUUUAUGACAAGCAUGUGAACAGUACAUACUUCAUGACAAGGAUUGAACCUAGGAUGACAUUUGCUGUCAUAUUUGACACUAAAAAGGCAGAGAGGGACUCUUAUAUUGUUAACACCAUUACUGACAUUUGCUCAAAUCUGAGAUGCACCAAAUGUUUUGCGACAUUGAAACCUGGUUCAAAAUAAUCAUCGUUCAUUAAGUGCAGUAAUUCAAUUGGGUGAAUUAUGGUCCAAAAUAGACUCAAUGAGUCAAUUGUGACGCUAGGGAAUCUAGAGUGAUAUUAUUCCACAGUUUAAUCUUGGUCUCAGGUGUCAACUGUGACAGAUGUGCGUCAAAUGUGACAGUAGGAGCCAUGUGUAACACUAUGGUUAGAGGUGACACUAAGAGUACAUGGUGACACUUAUCAUCUGAGACACUACAGUUACUCGAGCCAUGGAACAUACAAAUGGAAACAUCAAAUAGGAAGUAUAGAUGUCACAUAGAUAUACAGUUGAGGUUGCAACAAUAUUUUGAUCCAGUCAAUACAGACACAGCUGUUCAAGUGAUUUUCGAAGUGCAAUGUACCGUAAUGAGAUUGAUAUAGAAUUCACACUCCCCCAUAUUCAAUUACCUAUGUAGGCGAUUUAUAGUUUUCAGUUUAAAGAUAGCUUCUUGGUGUAUUGUCUGAAUCAAUAUCAUAGAAACAUGAAGACAAUUCAACUCUGGCUGUAAUUUGUAUCAGUUCCAUUAGCGGAGAGAUAAUGGAGGUUCUAUUAAAAUCGACAAGUAUUUGUAUCCACUUGGGUCUUCCUUCUACUUCCUCAGUACAUUUGCAUACCAUGUUUAAAUAUCUGAUUGUCUUUCCUGGGGAAAUGGCCAUUAAUAGCAAAGUGAUGCGCAAUAUGCUACAAUAAAAUCAAACUAAAUAUUUAGUUUUAUCUUUUAGAAAAAUUCACUUUUCCUGGUCUGGUAUCACAUGUAAAUGUCAAUUGAGUUAAAGACGUCAUUGUAGUGUUCUAGAAACAUUGCAACUGUUGUUGUAUAUGGUUAGAAAAGGAGAAAUCAAUAAAGAUUGUAAUUGUAGGAGUCUCAAAUGUUCAUGUUUUAUUCCAGAUAGGCAUUGUGUAACUCAUUUAUGCUCAAUUCUGGAGUCAUGUGGAUCUUAGAUAGUCUUCUAUUGAUAGCAUUUAGUAUUGUGUCUCAACUUGAAAGAAUUGAAUUUGAUAACCAAGAUGCUAGUGUGAAGUUACCAGUUUCACCGCCAGAUGGCUAAUUCGGGUCAGAUAACAUGGCAGACAUAGAAAAUUCAAUAAUAAAUAGAUUAAGUUGAUCAAUUUUCAUCUACAUGUAUGUUGAGUUUGAUAAUUAGUUUGGUGCAGGAAGAUAUUUCAAUGUUCAUGACUUAAUGGGCUUUGUGGGGAAUAUCCCCAACCUUGAAAUCACUUUUCAAAGAAAAUUAAAAUUUCAUUGUUGAUAAACUUUUUAAAACUUCAUUUCUAGAUAUUAUUUUGUAUGUACAUUGUAUAUAUUUGGCUUAAUUUUUUGGAAUAUUCAAUAGUUGAAAUUAAAGAUUACAAAUUCGUAUAUUGUAUAUCUAGUCUAUUGUGCUUAUAUUUAGGCUUUGUUCCUAUCACCUGCUUCUGCUAUUCUCUUGAAUCUGUUAUUCUUAUUAGAAACGAUAGUUUAAAAAUCCAAUGGAGGUUUUACCCACAAUAUUCUCAAAUAAGAAAUAAAAAUAAGUGGUUUUUAAACUAUAACCGUCAAAAAAAAUUCAUUUCAUCUUUUUCUGGGAAAAAUAAUGGAGUUAAAUGUAGUAUAAAGUAUGUUUAUAAACAGUUAAUUGGCAGGUGUAUUAAAGACAGCUGUAGUGAAAGACUUACCAAGACGUGCUAAGAAAACUUCUGACAUACCUUUUCUUGAAAUACUUAUGUAUGCCAUGUUGACUUUGAUAAACUAUUAGAUUGCCCCAGAUACCAUGGCAACAGGUUGCAACCAUACCAGAACUAGAGUUCAUUAACACCAACUCACUUUUUUGUAUUUAUGUUAGAAUUAAAUAUAGGUUUACAUUGGGUGAAUGUUUCAGGAAUUAUUCUCAAAUGCUCUUAAUUUGAGAACAAAAGUCUACUUUUUGACUAAUUAGUGUAUCAAACGUACUUUUUACAGCCUUUUGGGAUAGAAAUAUACAAUUUUUUAUCAAAUUGAUAUUGUAAUGUUCAAAAUCCUUGCCAUAAUGCCAUUAUAAUUUUUUGUCCCUUGAAAACUUGAAAAGUAAAGUGGAUUAGUUAUGUGAAUAUAAUUCACUUUUAUGAUACAAUGCACUGGUGUCCCCAGGAUUUUUCCAAGAGGGGUACAUCUACACCUAAAACCAGUCUCCAUCUUCAAAGCUUGUACUUGAAUCCUAGCUUCUCCACCUCUUUCACCAGAACACAUAGUUCUUUUCUCAGAGUCUCCUUCUCAGCACCAUGAACAAAUUCCCUGAGGAUUGGCUCAGAAAGGGAGUGCACUCGCACCCAACACCCUCCACUGACGCCCAUGUAAUGUAAUAACACAAUGCCUAACUGUAUACAUACUUUUGUGUGAUCAUAGAAAAACAAGUACUAUAUAAGUUGUCAUUUUGCCUCAUCAUUUAAUUUGCCUAUUGCCUAAUUUUUGCUAGGCUCAGAAGGAAGUUUCUUGUAUAAGGGAAAUUAAAAUUAGAAAAAAUGAUAAAAUACGC
Messenger RNA from Owenia fusiformis, 4174 nucleotides. The record is from the annotation of a GenBank genome assembly. NCBI's taxonomy places the organism in Eukaryota, Metazoa, Annelida, Polychaeta, Sabellida, Oweniidae.